AUGUUCACAUCAAUACGGUGUUUUGCAACAUCAUCAAAUUCAAUAAAUCAUUAUCAAUUAUUAGAUUUACCAAUAAAUGCAUCCAUCAAAGAAAUAAAAUUACAAUUUAAAAAACUUUCAAAGAAAUAUCAUCCAGAUUUAAAUCAACAUUUAACAGAAGAAGAAAAAAAUUCAAAUACUGAAAAAUUUGCAUUAAUGGUAGAAGCAUAUGAUACUUUAAAAGAUAUUAAAAAGAAACGUACAUACGAUCAAACAUUACAUACUGGAUCAGGAAAUCAAGGUUUUGCAUCAAGAAGAUCAAAUGAAUAUAAUCGAUAUUAUGGAGAUGCAAAAUAUUAUUCAAAAAAUGGUAAAUCAUAUACAACAGCAUCUGGAUUAAAUACAAAACGACAUAAAGUUCAUUAUACAGAUCCAAAAUUUCAAGAUAAUCAAUCUAAAUUUUCAGGAGAACAUAAAAAUCAUGGAGAUAAAUUUGAUGUUCCACAUUUUGAUUAUGAAAAACAUCUUAAUAGAAAUUUAAAAUUUGAACAAAGAAUAUUGGAUAAAUAUUUAGAUGAAAAUACCAAGAGAAGAAUAUUAUCACAAUUAUCAAGAUCUGGUGAAGCUAUAUCUGAAGAAUUGAAAACUAAACAUUUAUUACGUCACGUUAAUAAUAUAAAAGAAAAUGAUCAUUAUGAAUUAGAACAACAAAAAUCAAGACAAAAAAAUUAUUCAAAUGUAAAAUAUGGAGGUAGUACUACUUAUAAAGGAGCUACUACAUAUCUGAAUUUAUAUCAAAAACCAAUAAAUGAUGAUGAUAAUCCAUUUAUAAAAGUCUUUGCUGCAUUAGGUGCUGGUACAUCAUUAUAUAUUCUAUAUAAAAUUAUUAAUUAG
Messenger RNA from Lodderomyces jiufengensis, 873 nucleotides. RefSeq lists its product as uncharacterized. Lineage: Eukaryota; Fungi; Ascomycota; Pichiomycetes; Serinales; Debaryomycetaceae. The record is from RefSeq and is a predicted model, not a curated record. Gene Ontology annotation, molecular function: misfolded protein binding; protein-folding chaperone binding. The coding region runs from base 1 to 873 and encodes 290 amino acids. Gene Ontology annotation, cellular component: endoplasmic reticulum. The transcript has a single exon.